AUGGAAACCCCAAAAAAUCUCCUCCUCAUCCUCCACUACAUCCGCCGUUUCAUCUCCCGCCUCCUCAGCUUAGUCUCCCUAAAAGACAUUGUACUCUCUCUCCUCCUCCUCCUAUGCGGGCUGUCUUCCCUCACCGUCCAGCUUUCUGGCAGCACUACCUCUAUCCACCUGUGGGGACCUCGCCGGCGCCGCCACUCCCGCCCCGCCCUCGUCCUCCUUCAUGGAUUUGGCGGCUUCGCCAAGUGGCAGUUCGAGCGCCAAAUUGCGCCGCUUUCUCGUCACUUCGACCUCUACUUGCCGGACCUCGUCUUCUUCGGCCAGUCAGUGUCGGCGGAAGGGAAACGUUCGGUGAAGUUUCAAGCCGAGUGUGUGGCCGAGGCAAUGAGGAAGCUUGGAGUGGGGAAGUAUACGGUGGCGGGGGUGAGUUAUGGAGGCUUUGUGGCGUUUUGUAUGGCAGCGGCGGCGGCAGAGAGGGAGGUGGAGAGGGUGGUGGUGAUUGCAUCGGGGGUGGCCACCUCGGCGAAGGAGAGGAAGGAGUUGGCAGAGAAGGAGGGGAGAGAAGUGGCUGAGUUAUUGCUGCCAGAGAGAGUCGAGGAUCUGAGAAACUUAUUUCGCCGGUGUAUGUUCAGACCGCCGACUUGGUUGCCCGAUUUUCUCCUUCGUGAUUUCCUUGAGAUAAUGUUCAAAGAUCAUAGGAAGGAGAGGACAGAGUUGCUGAAUGAACUUCUAUCAGAUGGAGUUGGUCGGGGCGCUCUUCCUAUUCCCAAGCAGGUAACUAAAUCCUUUAAGCGUCUCUCUUCCAGUUGA
This is a messenger RNA of Dendrobium catenatum, 807 nucleotides long. RefSeq lists its product as uncharacterized. The record is from RefSeq and is a predicted model, not a curated record. The transcript has 2 exons. The coding region runs from base 1 to 807 and encodes 268 amino acids. NCBI's taxonomy places the organism in Eukaryota, Viridiplantae, Streptophyta, Magnoliopsida, Asparagales, Orchidaceae.